Messenger RNA from Drosophila nasuta, 1353 nucleotides. RefSeq names its product enolase-phosphatase E1. The record is from RefSeq and is a predicted model, not a curated record. Gene Ontology annotation, cellular component: nucleus. Gene Ontology annotation, biological process: poly(A)+ mRNA export from nucleus. Lineage: Eukaryota; Metazoa; Arthropoda; Insecta; Diptera; Drosophilidae. The transcript has 2 exons. Bases 130 to 1173 code for a protein of 347 amino acids.
AAACACAACCCUGUUCCCCUCCCAAGUGGACAUUCCCAAUUGCGCUUGCUUUUUGUAGCGUUGCCAGUCCGUCGUUGGUAGAAAAUUAUUGUAUGUGCCGCAUAGAGGUGUACAAAAACAGCAAAAAAGAUGCCCGAAAGUGAUGUUACCAAGAUGAAGGUUGCCGAUUUGAAGCGAGAGCUAAAGCUGCGUGGCUUGCCAUUAAACGGCAACAAAAACGAGCUGCAAGACCGCCUGCAAACAGCGUUGCUAGAGGGUGAUAUUUCACUUGAUGACAGCGCCAUAGCUGAAGCUAUUGCGGAUGGCAUCGAUGACGACGUCUCGCUGACUGAUGAAGACGAGCACAAAUUGCUUGGCGAUGAACACGAGGAUUUGCUCCUAAAGAGUCCCGUUAGCACACCCACAACAACAUCUGCAACCUUGCCAGAACUCUUGGAAGCGGUGCAGUCAAAGGCAGAAACGGACGCAACUUCGCCACCGACAAAGAAGAUCGUGUUGAAACGCAACAACUCGCAGCAGCAGACGACAACGCUAAGUACAGUAGCUGCAACUCCAUCCAAGGAAAAUGCAGCACCUGCCGCAGAGACUACGAUCCCCAACACGUCGGACACUGAGGAGAAGGCAACAGCAAAGACACCGCGAAAACCAAUUGUUAUUAGUGGCACGAAAGAUGCCACGCCCAAGGCAGUAGGCGACAAGAAAGUCGGUGAGCUUAGCAGCCAAGAGCGUUUGGCAAUGCGUGCCAAAAAGUUUGGCAUCACAGUUGCUGCAAAAGAUGCAACAGCUGCUGCUUCCAAAUCUGCUGCUUCCACAGCAGCUGCUGCGUCUCCUGUGGUCAACAAAUCAUCGAGCGCUUCAAUUAAGGCCAACAAUGGAAACAAAGAAACCGAUGAGCAACAGAAGGAGGCAUUGAAACGGCGUGCAGAACGAUUUGGAUGCGUGGUGCCCGAGAAGAGUCCCAAGACAACGGCCGACGAGAAGCUACAGAAACGCAAGGAGCGUUUCGGAGGAGGCGCUGCCACCAACACAACGGCAACAUCGCCCACUGAUGUCAAGGGACAGGGCGAGUGGGCAGAAAAGGCACGCGCCCGCCUUGAACGAUUCAAAACGACGCCGGCGGUGGCAGCAACGCCAGCUGCAGCCGCUGCCACAACAGCGGACGCUACAAAAUAAAUAACCAGUAAUCCCAAUACCAUCCCAAACACCCUCAUAUAUAUGCAAAAGAUCAGCGAAUCCAUGCACAUCGGAAUCAUGCCUAGAACACAACACUUUUUUUGUAUUUAAGCCAAUUAAUCAAUUAUGGGUUUAGAAUUUAAUCAAAUUGUAAUAACUACAUAAUAUUAUGAAUGUGAA